CACCAGGCGGCGGCCACUGAGAAGAACCACUUGGAACGCGAGAAAAUGGUGGUGGAUUUUGGGAACCAGCUGGAGGGCAAAUGCGCGGUGCUGGGCACGCUCAUCCAGGAGUACGGGCAGCUCCAGCGGCGCGUGGAGAGCAUAGAGAACCUCCUCAAGAGCGGGAACUUCUGGAUCCUGCAGCUGCCCCCUGGUGCCAAGGCCCCGGAGGUGGUGUUCCAAAGUGAUACCAUGUGCUUUUCUGCUCAAGAGUGGGCAAACCUGGAGGAACGGCAGAGGGAGCUGCACGUAAACAAGCUGAGGGGGAAGAAUGAGCCUCAGAUCUGCCUGGACUACGCAAUCUCCAAACAUGACCUCCUGUCCCAGCUUCAGAGAGGGGAAGUGUCCUGCAAUGGGGAUGAGGCAGCUUCAAAAGAUGUUCCAGCAGACCCAAGUGCAGCAGACUAUGGCAUUCCAGAGCCGAGCUUUGCAGGCAUUGUGAAGCAGGAGGAAGAGCUGUGUAUGGAGGAGCAAGGAACCAUGAAGGAUGUAGAGUUUACUGAGCCCAGUGCAGCAGAUGAGGCGAUGACAUUCGAACUAGAGCAGCUGCACUUGGAGCAAUGCUCCCAAAGCUCCGAGCGCCCUGUGACUUUAACCAGGGAGCCAGAGGAGCUGCUUUCCCAGGGUCCCAGCAAGGUGCUGCCCUUUGGUAGUCAGUACAGCUCUCCUGUAAAGCAGGAAAACCAGAGCAUGAGCAGCCUGGUGCCAUCCACCCCAGAGGAAGAGGGUCUCAAUGAAAGCAACACUGUCAACUUUCAUGGGCAAAACUGUCCCAGCAAGAGACCUCACUCAUGUUCUGCAUGUGGGAAGGGCUUCUGUCUGAAGAAGAUGCUGAUGACUCACCAGGAGAGCCACAGCACAGAGGACAGCAGUGAGCAUUCUGGAGGCAAGGAGGGCUUCCUGUGCCAGCAGACCCACAUGGAAGAAGACAGGACCCACGUGGUCACGGAGAGGUUCAAGCAGAACCGGAAUGCCAAAGCUUGCACCAGCAUCCCAACCAUGGACAAGGUGUCCAGCAGUCCCAGGUGCCUGGAAAGCAUCAACACCAGCGCUAGCUCUCAGCCAACUCCAAGUGCCCCCCCACGAGGGAGGCCUUACAAGUGUGAUAGGUGUGAUAGGUGGUUCUCCCAGAAGAAAACUCUGGGCAUCCACCAGCGUAUGCACUCGGGCCGGAGCAGAAGAGUCCCUUCGUGCUCGUACUGUGGGAAGAUCUUCAACCGCUCCUGCAGUCUGGACCGGCAUCGGAGGAUCCACACAGGUGAGAGGCCAUACGCAUGCGACGAGUGCCCAAAGCGCUUCACCCAGAAGCAGCACCUCCACCAGCAUGAGAAGGUCCACCUGCACAAGAGGGUCUCUGUGCCUGGCACGAGAUAG
Messenger RNA from Nestor notabilis (Kea), 1413 nucleotides. Its product is annotated as zinc finger protein 777-like. Gene Ontology annotation, molecular function: DNA-binding transcription repressor activity, RNA polymerase II-specific. Gene Ontology annotation, biological process: negative regulation of transcription by RNA polymerase II. The record is from RefSeq and is a predicted model, not a curated record. The transcript has 5 exons. Lineage: Eukaryota; Metazoa; Chordata; Aves; Psittaciformes; Psittacidae. The annotation marks the transcript as partial.